This is a messenger RNA of Staurois parvus, 519 nucleotides long. NCBI's taxonomy places the organism in Eukaryota, Metazoa, Chordata, Amphibia, Anura, Ranidae. The record is from the annotation of a GenBank genome assembly.
GAUACAGAAAGAUCUAAGUGUGACAUUACAGGUCUUCUAGAAGGACAAGAAUAUAUGUUCCGUGUCAUUUGUAAAAACAAGUUUGGCUGGGGUCCACCUGUGGAAUUGGGGCCAAUUCUUGCUGUUGAUCCACAAGGUCCUCCUGGUUCACCAGAAAGAUUCACCUACACUGAAAGAACAAAGUCAUCAGUCACACUGGACUGGAAACCUCCUCGUAAUGAUGGUGGUAGCCCUAUUAUAGGCUAUAUCAUUGAAAAACGACGACAUGAUGCCACAGAGUUUGAAAGAUGCAAUAAAAGGCUGGUUCCAGAGACUUCCUUCUUAGUAGAGAACCUUGCAGAACUGCACAUGUAUGAAUUCCGUGCCAAAGCUGUCAAUGAUAUUGGUGAAAGUGAACCUUCUCUGCCUCUCAACGUGGUUAUUCAAGAUGAUGAAGUUCCCCCUACUAUUACUCUUCGCUUGGCUGUCAGAGGUGACACCAUUAAAGUUAAGGCAGGAGAACCUGUCAACAUCCCAGCG